AUGUCGGAGAUUAUGGGAGAGAACCUCAACGAAAACGACAUAUCGAUCGCUCAUCGUUUACCGCCAACGAAGAAAGCGAAAGAUCGACUAAUUGUCAAGUUCACUCGAAGAGAGAAAAGAGACCAAAUUUACAGCAAGAGGAAAAACUUAAAAUCGAAGCGGACUAAAGAUCUCCCGUCUGUGGUCUGAUAGCCGGAAUUUGCGGUUAUAAGUCAUAAAGCACAAAUUCAUGUCAAUGAAAGCACAGAAAACGACUACUGGGCAGAAUCUUACAAUUCAAGCCCAACAACAACCACAAGUUUAUUUGGAUGGCUAACGGUAAAAUAAUGCUGAAGAAAACGGAGAGCUCCACUACGAAAUGUUUUGUAACCCAUGGGGAAUUCGAAGAGUUUCUUGACGAGCUCAAUUAAUUAGCUAUUAGCUUCUGUUCUAUAAACUUAUAUUAUUGCGGAGGGAAAAUGGCUGAUUACCAGGAAAACGUAAGUAGUUGUUUACCAUUUUAUGACUUAACUGAUAGAGAAUUUCAUGCUAUGGUUGGAAGCUGGCCGGAUAGGCGUCAUGAUCUUGGCCUUUACGAUCUCCUCCCAAAUCCAAAUAAAUUCGACGAGUGCGACCCAGAUUUAAUGUUAAAUACCCCCUGCUCAGAAUAUUAUUCAGGCCGUAGCUUUAAUAAAAUGCUUGUAAAUUCAGACGCAAAAUCUUUUUCAAUUCUUCACUGUAAUAUUAGAAGUUAAUCUAAAAAUCUAAAUCUAUUAGAAGAACUAUUAUGCUCCCUUGACUCCAAGCAGGAUAAACUUGGAAUUACAGAAACUAAAUUAGGUGAGAACUCUAUUUCUAAUGUAAUUAUCAAAGGCUAUAAUUUUCUUCACACGGACUCGCCAACAAACGCAGGUGAAGCUGCUUUAUAUAUAGCUAAUAAUCUUAGGGCCUGUUUACAUGCAGGUGGGGGACCCCAGGUGGUUGAGGUAACCCGUUAGGUGGGGUAACCCGCCUGUCCACAUAAUCUCUCAUUUUAAUUUGAUCACGUUUACAUGACAGGCGGGGUGACCUGCCAGAUGUUACCUCACCUACCUGGGGUCCCCCACCUCCAUGUAAACGGGCCCUUUAAGCUGUACCUAGGCCUGACAUUAAAUUUGACGUAGCGCUAGUUGAAUCCUGCUGGGCAGAAAUUGAUGCUGGUUAAGGUAAAAGGAAGAUCAUAAUAGGUUGUAUCUACAAACAUCCCACUUGUAAUUUAGAACAGUUUCACAACCAACUAAAUGAUAUAAUCAAAACAAUUAAUCCCAAUAGACACGAAAUUUACAUCUUCGGAGAUAUGAAUAUAUAUUUCCUGAAAUUCAAUGAACAUACUCAAACUGAAGAGUUUUAAGAUAUGCUUUAUGCCAAUAACAUCUUGCCGAUCAUUACUAAACCUACAAGGCUUACUGAUCACACAGCAACACUCAUUGACCAUAUAUAUACAAAUUGUUUACAAAAUUUCACAGCAGGAAUCCUGACAGUUGAUAUAAUAGAUCAUCUUCCGAUUUUCUGCUUAGUCAGAACCCAGCCUACACGGAAUAAUAGUAACAUAAAAUAUUUUCGAGACUACUCUAAAUUUAAUAAAGAUCUAUACUUAGAUGAUAUAAAACUGAUUGAUUGGCACGAAAUCCUCAACCCAGAAAAGAAUCUAAAUGAAAAGGUACAGGAGGCAAUCAAUACCCUGCAUAAAAUUGUAGACAAACAUGUGGCUAUCAAGCUGGCUAGCCAAAGCAAGCAAAGGCAACUUAAUAAGCCACGGCUCACUAAGGGUAUCCUAAAAUCGGUAAAAAGGAAACAGAAAAUGUACCCUACACAUUUCUUAAGCAAGGACUUACAAAAACUCGGGGAAUAUAAACAUUAUGCAGCUAUUCUUUCACAUCUUAAGAAUAAAAGUAAGACAGAAUACUAUAACAUGAAAUUUGCAAAGUACAAAGACAACCUUAAGCAAACUUGGAAACUUAUUGGUACUCUUGUUAAAAGGAAAACCAAAGGUCAAACUUUCCCCACGAGAAUCACUCACAAUAACAGGACUUUUACACAAGAAAAGGACAUUGCCGAAUUAUUCAAUAACUUCUUUGUAAACAUUGGGCCAACUUAAGCAAAGGAAAUCAAAACUAAUCAUACAGACCCUUUGCAAUAUAUAGAAUCUACGCCAUCAAACAGUUUUCACCUUGCUCCAGUAACCCAAACGCAAGUAUUUACAUUAUUUGCUGGGCUAAAAGGAAACAAAGCAUCCCUUAUUGUUCCUAACAAGCUCAUUAAACUUGAAACUCAACAGCUCUCUGCACCCUUUACUGAAAUAUAUAAUGAAUCAAUAUUAUCAGGGGAGUUUCCUGAAAUCUUUAAGAUAUCAAAAGUAACCCCAAUAUUUAAAAGUGGUAGUCUAUCUGAGUUAGGAAAUUACAGGCCAAUAGCAGUUAUUUCUCCCUUUAGUAAAGUACAGGAAAGACUAGUAUAUGACCAACUUGUGUCCUAUCUGGAAAAAGAAUGUCUACUUUUUAACUUCCAAUUUGGCUUUCGAAAGGGAUAUUCCACUGAAUAUGCCAUUCUAGAAACUGUGGAAAAAUUAAAGUCAGCAGUUGAUGAUCAAAAAAUAACAUGUGGUAUCUUUUUAGACUUUUCCAGGGCCUUUGAUACAAUUAACCACCAUAUUCUCUUAGAAAAAUUAUAUAAGUAUGGGAUCCGAGGACUCCCCCAUGCAUAGUUUUCAAGCUAUAUAACUAAUCGUAAGCAAUAUGUCAAUGUUGGUAAUACAGAAUCUAGCCUAAAAACCAUCACAUGUGGUUUACCUCAAGGCUCCACACUAGGUCCACUGCUGUUUCUAUUGUAUAUUAACGAUUUGCCCAGGCCUUUGAAGAAAUUAACUUUUAGGAUUUUCGCAGAUGAUAAAAAUGUGUUUUAUUCUUCAAAAGACCCAGAACAAUUACAAUCAGUUAUCAAUGAAGAACUUGGAAAGGUCUUAAAAUUCUGUGCAGCAAAUAUGCUGCCCAUUAACUUCAAGAACACUAAUUACAUGAUAAUUUAAUACUUCACCUAAGAAGAAAACAAAUAUCAGAAUAACAGCUUGUAAUAUAGAGCAAAAGUCCAAGAUUAAAUAUUUGGGUGUCUUCAUUGAUGAACAUCUAAAAUGGGAUGCUCAGCACCAGCACAUUAACAACGAAAUAACAAAUUUCAUUGGAAUUUUAGACAUUAUGUGCCUAUGAGUACACUCAAACAACUGUACUAUAUUCUCAUAUAUCCGUAUCUAACGUAUGGAUUAAUGAGCUGGGGUACCGCAUACCAAAAUAAGUUAAAUAAAAUCAAAGUAAGUCAAAAUAACUCUAUUGGCUGCAUCUCCUUUGCAAACAAAAGAGAAAGUCCCACACCGUACUUUACACUAUUAGUUCUAAAUCUUAAAGUUAGAGAAUAUCUUUAAAUUAAAGAUUGGCGCUCUUGUGCAUAAUAUUCAAUAUCAAAAAAGGAUACACCUCCUGCCCUCUAUGACUUAG
This is a messenger RNA of Porites evermanni, 3506 nucleotides long. Lineage: Eukaryota; Metazoa; Cnidaria; Anthozoa; Scleractinia; Poritidae. The record is from the annotation of a GenBank genome assembly.